This is a messenger RNA of Saccostrea cuccullata (small rock oyster), 1262 nucleotides long. RefSeq lists its product as uncharacterized. The coding region runs from base 26 to 886 and encodes 286 amino acids. The transcript has 9 exons. Lineage: Eukaryota; Metazoa; Mollusca; Bivalvia; Ostreida; Ostreidae. The record is from RefSeq and is a predicted model, not a curated record.
CUCAUUUACUCGUCGGUACACUUGAAUGACAAACUUGGAGUUUAAAAGAAGAGAGGGAAUAGCUGUGUAUUUAUUCAGAAGAACGAUGAUUUUGUAUCUAAGUGAUCUCAGCUUAGUUUUCUUGGUCAAAUUGAUACCUGAAGUUUAUGGUAGGAAAUGUCUAGCCUCCCUUCCUACGAUUAAUUAUAUCAAACAAUGCCCAGAUACUAGAGAAAAAUGGACAACUGCAGCAAAAUUGAAAGGGUGUGAAAACAUCAAGCACACCUGUACAUCAAAGGAAGAAAAGCUCCAAUAUCAUUGUGUAAUCAACAGCUUUGGAAACGCGACACUAGAUGUUUGCGCACCAACCUGGUACAUUGCAGGGUAUUGUACUGAGUUUAAUGAGGAAGGCUUGCUGAUACAAGAUCAUUAUGCAAAAGACUGUACAGAGUUUGACAACCCCUGUCCAACACGAUACCUGUCAACAGAUGCCUACAAAUAUCAGGGGUGUUAUAAACUACUUGCUACAAACACCAUGGGAAGCCAUUCUGGAAAAAUGGAUUCUUUGGUAAUUGGAGAGAUUGUUAUGGGGAUACUUGUAGGAAUACUUUUUGCAAUAUUCGUCUCGUGUUUGAUUAUCAGAUAUCACAGAAUUCGGCUUGCCAAGAAAAGGCAGCUAUCAAGUGCAUAUUCGGAUGAUUUUGAUCUUUAUUCCGACGGGCACACAAGCGAGACACAAGCAAGUAUGGAACACCGAGAAGAAGACCACGAAGCACAAAAUAUAAACAUAAGGUCGACAGAUGAAAGUCUGCAAAGGUUCCAGGAGGGCACGGAUGAAGUGGCAUAUGAAUCGUACAAUUAUCCAGACCCAAAGCAAGCUACUAGUAAUAAUUAUUCUUCUGCUUAAUGAAAAAUUAAGCAGAAGACCUAUGCAGAAGAUCUAUUGGAUAUUUUUAACCAAAGAUAUAACUGACGUAUUUUGUGAUGAACAAAACAUAUAUCUAAAAUAAAAUGAAAAUAAUCUGAUCUUACAUUGAGACUUAGUAUAAUUGAGUACAUGUAUAAAGCUGUAUAAUUGCUUUAAUUACUUUCACAGUUUAUGGAUUCAUAUAAUUGUAACACGGUAAAAGCAAGGAAAAAAAUAGGAAGUGGGGAUAUUAAAUAUAUUUAAAAGUUAUUAUGUUCACACCAUUUUUUUCAAAUUUAAAUCUAUGUUAGAUAGAUCUGAAAACAUUUAUUCGAAAAAAAAAUGUGAAUCUUCCUUACAUUACUCACUCGAAAUU